AUGGAACCCGCGGCCAUGUCGAGAUCCCCGUGCUCUAUCAUCUCGCCGGCCUCCAUAUCGACCGGCCCGCUUCUCCCCGUACGCCUCGCCGUCCGGCCCCGCCGCCGCGCGCCUGCUUUCGUCGCGCCCUCUGGCAGGCCGCUCGUCGCGCGGCGCGCCGCGGCCGGAGAGAAGUUCGAGGCCGAGACGCCCAUAGAGAAAAGAUUCCCUGCCUUCCCAACUUUCAUGGACAUCAACCAGAUCCGUGACAUCCUGCCACAUAGGUUCCCGUUCCUUCUGGUUGACAGAGUUAUUGAUUACAAACCAGGAGAAUAUGCUGUUGCAAUCAAGAAUGUGACAAUAAACGAUAACUUCUUCCCAGGGCAUUUCCCUGAACGGCCCAUAAUGCCUGGUGUUCUCAUGGUUGAGGCAAUGGCCCAGGUUGGAGGAAUAGUGAUGUUGCAGCCUGAAGUAGGUGGAUCUCGAGAGAACUUUUUUUUUGCAGGGAUUGAUAAAGUGAGGUUUCGGAAGCCUGUGAUUGCUGGAGACACCUUGAUCAUGAGAAUGACUCUGAUCAAGCUGCAGAAGAGAUUCGGAAUUGCAAAGAUGGAAGGGAAAGCUUACGUUGGUGCCGACCUAGUGUGCGAAGGAGAGUUCUUGAUGGCUACUGGAUCAGAGUGA
This is a messenger RNA of Miscanthus lutarioriparius, 660 nucleotides long. The record is from the annotation of a GenBank genome assembly. Lineage: Eukaryota; Viridiplantae; Streptophyta; Magnoliopsida; Poales; Poaceae.